UAAGUAGCCAGAACCUGAAAACCAUCCUCCUCUAUCAUUUUCAGACUGGAGCCGUUUCUCGACCUUUUACCUCUCCUGAAAACCACUCUCACAAAAAACCACCUACCCUACCGUCUCUCCCCAAACCUUCCGCUCGACUCUCUCUCUGCAUCCCCUCUACUUCCUUUUUCGUAUCACUUCUCUCUCUCUCUCGUUCGGUUCUUCUUCUUUGAAGUUCGUACCUGUGCAGGUCUUGUUAUAUUAAAGCCAUGUACCUCGUAAUUAUCCAGGAGGAGUUCUCGUAAAAUCUCUUUCUUUACGUUCUCUCUCCAUCUCUCUGUUUCAUUCAUGGCGUACCACAACCAGCUCUCCCGAGACCUCCCUCUUCAGCACUUCGCGGACCAAUCCCGUCAACGGGAAGCGCAAAACCAAGGCUUGCCUGACAACAGUGCCUUGCGCACCAUCUUACCCGACCAGCUUGCCACCCACUCCUCCCCCUCUGACCCCAGCUCAAAACCCGGCUCCAAUCACCACCACCAUCUCCAAACCGCACCUAAUUGGCUCAACAGCGCUCUCCUCCGUACGCAAGCCCAGUACAACGAUACCUCGAACACCACCGCUGCCGGCGCCGCUAACAACAACAAUAACACAAACAGCACCAAUUUCUUGAAUCUCCACACCGCCUCUGAUUCAACCGCAGCCUCUCAAUCCUCCAACCAAUGGCUCUCCCGCCCCAUCCUUCACCGAAACCACAGUGAAGUCAUCGACGACGUCGCAUCCGCCGCCGCCGGUGACCCCAUGAUCGCCGCGACCAUGUCCCACGAUUCGGCCGAGAACUUGAAGAACAACGGUGGAAGCGACAACCUCAAUAUCACCAGCGGCAACCCGAACAAGAGCGAGGGAGGCGUGGGAGUGGGUGUUGUGGUCGAGAGCGGGGCAGACGGAGUGAUGAACUGGCAGAAUGCAAGGUACAAGGCCGAGAUUCUGUCCCAUCCGCUCUACGAGCAGCUGCUUUCCGCCCACGUGACCUGCCUCCGGAUCGCCACGCCGGUCGACCAGUUGCCCAGGAUCGACGCCCAGCUCGCGCAGUCUGAAAAUGUAGUCGCCAAAUACUCGGCUCUCGGACAUGCGACUCCGAGCAUGGUUGGGGACGACAAGGAGCUCGAUCAGUUCUUGACACAUUAUGUUCUGUUGCUUUGUUCCUUUAAAGAACAACUGCAACAACAUGUUCGAGUUCAUGCAAUGGAGGCAGUAAUGGCUUGCUGGGAGAUUGAGCAAUCCUUACAAAGUUUAACAGGCGUCUCUCCAGGUGAAGGUACAGGUGCAACAAUGUCUGAUGAUGAUGAUGAACAAGUAGAUAGUGAUGCCAACUUGUUUGAUGGAGGUUUGGAGGGUCCAGACAGCAUGGGAUUUGGCCCUCUGAUCCCAACAGAGACUGAGAGGUCCUUAAUGGAGCGUGUGAGGCAAGAGUUGAAGCAUGAACUGAAACAGGGUUACAAGGAGAAAAUUGUAGACAUAAGAGAGGAAAUUUUACGCAAGAGAAGAGCAGGAAAGCUUCCUGGAGACACUACCUCUGUUUUAAAAGCAUGGUGGCAAUCACAUUCGAAGUGGCCAUACCCCACUGAGGAAGACAAGGCAAGAUUGGUACAGGAAACUGGUUUGCAAUUGAAGCAGAUAAAUAAUUGGUUCAUCAAUCAGAGGAAGAGGAACUGGCACAGCAACCCUUCAACUUCUACUGUCUUGAAGAGCAAACGCAAAAGUAAUGCAGGUGAAAAUAGUCAUGAUCGUUUUAUGUAAUUGGAAGAAAAUUGAAGAACGAUUUCUCAAGUGAGCUCUGUUCGUCCUUCCUAUCAAGAAAUCAAUCCAACAUACUACAUAAAAAAUUCUGACUGCACAGGACUUCAUGGUAUGACUAUGGGCUCAAGUAAAACACUCCAAUUUUGCCUUUUCAGAUAGGAAAAGGCUGACAUUGAGGAUGAGGUCGGGAUGAUGAAACCGGUUUGUGACAUUGCACAUAUAUGCUCUAAGGCUUUAGACAGUUUAGUGCAUAUGAUGCAAAUCUCAUUAGGAAAUCCAAUACUUUAGAAAUUAUAAUACUGAAAAUGGUUUGGAUGCCUCAGCAAGAUUAUGAUUUUUGUUUACCUUCUUAAUGGCUGUGAAUAAUAAUGGUUAAGGGUUGUGGGUAUACAGUGUAAUAAUCUGUGCAUGCUACCUUACUUUUAUACGUGAUUAUAGCUUUAGUUUGACAAUUGUAUUGCAGAGUUAAAUUUGUAGCAAAUAUUGCAUGAAAGUUUUUUGACA
Messenger RNA from Juglans microcarpa x Juglans regia, 2280 nucleotides. RefSeq names its product homeobox protein knotted-1-like 3. Gene Ontology annotation, biological process: regulation of DNA-templated transcription. The transcript is spliced from 6 exons. Gene Ontology annotation, molecular function: DNA binding. Lineage: Eukaryota; Viridiplantae; Streptophyta; Magnoliopsida; Fagales; Juglandaceae. The record is from RefSeq and is a predicted model, not a curated record. Bases 328 to 1776 code for a protein of 482 amino acids. Gene Ontology annotation, cellular component: nucleus.